Molecule: messenger RNA, 3715 nt
Organism: Doryrhamphus excisus (bluestripe pipefish)
Lineage: Eukaryota; Metazoa; Chordata; Actinopteri; Syngnathiformes; Syngnathidae
Gene: cab39l1
Product: calcium binding protein 39, like 1
Biological process (GO): intracellular signal transduction
Molecular function (GO): protein serine/threonine kinase activator activity
Source: RefSeq, a predicted model, not a curated record
AAAACAUACCCACCCAGUGUCCCCAGGAUGAAGAGAGGACUAGAGUUUCAGCAGGAGACAACAGGGAAAUGAAGUUGACAGUCAGGCUAGCUAGCUAGUUAGGUGACAGACGGUCAAGACGAGUUACCAAAUUUAGUUUCAACAUCACCGUUAUGACGCUCGUCCGAUUUACACACUUGUAACCGUUUUUGUUACGAAUUAGACUUAAAAAGCCACUGAUCCAAGAUAAGGAGACUCACAUUUAACGCAACUUACCCGUGAAACAGGAAAGUACAACAACUUGCUAGCCUGCUAGCUAACAUUUAGCCAGCAAGCUUCCUCCAACUUUAAAACUUCACAUCUCAUUCGAUCGCCAUGCCUUUUCCUUUUGGGAAAUCUCAGAAGAGUCCAGCAGAAAUAGUGAGGAGUUUAAAGGAAAAUGUUGCCUACAUGGAGAAGCUGGACGCUGGUGAAAGUAAAAAGUGUGAAAAGGUUGCAGAGGAAACUUCCAAAAAUCUAGCUUCCCUGAAGGAGGUACUCUGUGGGACAGGCGACAAGGAGCCUCAGACGGAAGCAGUGGCUCAGCUCGCACAGGAGCUGUACAACACGAACCUCCUCAUUUCACUCAUUGCAAAUCUGCAGAGGAUUGACUUCGAGGGGAAGAAGGAUGUGGUUAAUCUGUUCAGUAACAUUGUGAGACGACAGAUUGGCACUCGUACUCCCACGGUGGAAUACAUCUCAACGCACCAACAGAUCCUCUUCAUGCUUCUGAAAGGCUACGAGAGUGCAGAAGUGGCGCUGAACUGUGGAAUUAUGCUGAGGGAGUGUCUCCGCCACGAGCCAUUGGCGAGGACGAUACUCUUCUCUGAAGAGUUCUACUGUUUCUUCCGAUAUGUGGAACUCUCCACCUUCGACAUAGCCUCGGACGCUUUUGCAUCAUUCAAGGAUCUCCUCACAAGACACAAGCUCAUGUGUGCUGAUUUCUUAGAGACCAAUUAUGACCGAGUGUUUACAGAAUAUGAGAAGCUCCUGCAUUCUGAAAAUUAUGUCACCAAAAGACAGUCUUUGAAGCUCCUUGGAGAACUUCUGCUGGACAGACACAACUUCACCGUCAUGACAAAGUACAUCAGUCGAGCGGAGAACCUGAAGCUGAUGAUGAACAUGCUGAGGGAUAACAGUCGAAACAUUCAGUUUGAAGCCUUCCACGUCUUCAAGGUAUUUGUUGCAAACCCCAACAAGACUCAGCCGGUGCUGGACAUUCUUCUUAAGAACCAGGCCAAGCUGGUGGACUUCCUGAGCCAUUUCCAGACAGACAGAUCAGAGGAUGAGCAGUUCUGUGAUGAGAAAAACUAUCUGAUCAAGCAGAUCCGGGACUUGAAGAGGCCCACAGCGCUGGAGGAUGCUUGAAUCCUGUAGGAUGGAUGCUCCCAAAGGUGGUAGAUGCAGUGGUGGGGGUGGCAGCCAGCAUCUGAAGACAUCUUCUCUAAGGUUUAGUUUUUUGUUACACAAUAUAGGAACAAAGUAAAUAUGACUUCCUUCUGUUUUUAGUUUGGAUGGGAUUUACAUCCAGCAACCUGAGUGGGCCAAGAACUCUUCUAUAAAUCGUAGUGCUUCUUAAGCGUUGAACAGUCCAUCCUUGUAACGUUGGACCUUUAGCUGUUACUCUUCACAUUGAUGCCAGCAGAGACCUUUGAAAAUGACAACUUCACCAUGUCUGCAGCAGCAUGAGAUCUGGACAGAACCGAAACCUGAAAUCUGAUUUAUUGCCUUAGCGUUCAUCAUUUCUGGUGCCGAACGCAGCUGUUUUUGCCGUCACAGAGGUUGACCUUACCAGAGCAUGUGCAGACAUAGGAAGAGAAAAUCAAAACGACAGAGGAAUUCAUUGAUUGUGUUGCAUUUUUAGCCGGCGCUUGGUGAGGCUCACAUGUCUGAAAUAGAAACGGUGCAUCAGAUAGUGCUGCAGGGUGUAGCAGCCAUCCCUACGCAACCGGGACACGGGCACAAUAUUCCAAUUGAUCCUCAUGUUUACCAAGCAUAGACUGGCAAAGGAUUGUUAGGGUCACACUGAUAAACACAAGUAUAAGUAUUCCACAAGUAUAAAGCCAUUAAGUUAUGAAAAUAAAGUGGCAUAAUAUUCCGUUUAUGUCCAUCAUCAUCAACCACAAGGGGCAGAGAGAGUGCUGAUUUCAGAUUGUCGCAAUUUAAAUCUCAUAACAUUAACAUUACAAGUUGUGUACUUGAACUAUUAUAAUGUGACAUGGGUCUGGUUAGCAUGUGGUUAGCAUGUUUCGCCGAGUAUUCCAGUUUCCUCCCACAUUCCAAAAACAUGUUGGAUUAAUCGGCCACUCCAAAUUGUCCAUAGGUAUGAAUGUGAGUGUGAUUGGUUGUUUGUCUGUAUGUGCCCUGUGAUUGGCGGGCGACCAGUCCAGGGUGUGAUAGGCUCCAGCAUACAAAUCGCCGUAGAAAAUGGAUGGGUCUCAUAGUUACACUUUUUUCUUAGAUUUUUACAACUGUUUUCCAUUUCAGUGUGGCCCUUGUGUUUCUUUGUCGCCAUGCACCCUCCUUCGAACAGUUACCAAAAGCACUUCUCAGGCACGGCCCCUUUAAAGCAAAAAGCAGGAAAUAAUAUGUCAUUUUGACACAUAUACUAGUCAAACCAAAGUACCUUAUCUAAUUUAAGUCGUCAGUUAAUUUGUUAUAUAAACUAUUUUUUAUUAUGUUACUUGAUUCACACUAAUUGAGAUUAGAAAAAAAAUGAAUAUAAAAUAAUUAGUUGAAGUAUUUUAUUCGGAGAGAUGCCACAACAAAAUGCACAGGGUUUGUUGUCACAUGUCUUGGUGAUAUUUAGUUUGUUUUUUUUAAACAUUUAAGUAUGUGGUGGUAGUAGUAUUUGAUCCUGUGAUGCGACACAUAAGAGGGAGUAUGGUAGAAUAGAAUAAUGAGUUGUGGCUAUUUCGUCCGGUCAUCAUUUCAUCUGUUCAAUUCCCACAUUAUUUUUCUUUAGGUCUAAAAUGUCAAAUUUUAGGAUGCUUUUUGUGCGUGUGCAGUCCUCUAGCAUAUACCUCAAGGAUAUACAACUUAUGUUUUCUUGCUUUUCCUUGACAUUUCAGUUUCAGUGGUUUUGUAUACACGCAUAUGUUGUUUUUAUGUAUGGUCAAACUUGAACAGGGUUUUCUUGGCCGGAAACAUAUUGGGUGGUGCCACAUGAAUGUUACUUCAUAAUGAAUUGCAUCGUGGGAGCUCAUAAUGAAUUACGCCUUAUUUCAAGACAUUCAACAGAUUAUAGCUGUCAUCUUCAUUUCAAUAAUCACCCAUUUUAAAACCAAAGUCUGCGAAAGGGUAUUUGAGUUUCUACAUUUAUUAUUAGUUCUAUUCUAUUAGAUGUGUGUAUGCACAUCAAGCAUAAUUAUUAGCACCCAUAAAUCCAAAAAGUACAGCAUACAGUAUAUAGCCGUCUGCUUCAUCUCCAUUUUAGAUGCUAAGUGUAGUACAGUACAGUACAUUCCUCAGUUAUACAGCCACUCCAGCAUUUGGCACCUUAUAUUGUGCUAAGUUAGCAUUACAUGUUUAUAGAAUCCUACCUCCACUUGACCAUAGACAGUACAUCACUGGCAAUAUAAUAGAGACGUUGAAGUCCGUAGUUUUACAGUUAGCGCUUUGACUGUAUAUUUCCUUACUUUGACUCUUCAGUUGAAGUAUGUUUUCUAUUUGUUGCCUUCCCCCCCUAUUUAAUCAU